GUUGUCUUUCAAAAAUUAUUUGACUUACUUCCCGAUUGAACUUUUAGCUGAAAUAUUUUGUGGAUAAAUUAGAAUUGAUGAAGAACAUGCACAAAAAAAAUUCAUCAAAAAAUUCCACCGGGAAGUGACCCAAGCGUUGUUGUCUGGACGGCGGUUCUGGUCCGGAAUUCUAGACUUGAAGAUUUCUCUCUAUAUGUGUGUGUGUAGGAUCAAAUACAAAUAGUCCUUCCCAUGAAAAAUAGGAAUAAAUCUAAAGCAUCGGGGAUUCAUGAUCUAAUGGCUCUAAGCCUCUAAAUAUGUCAAAAAUGCACUAAAGUGGAUGGAAAACGCAGUGGCAUUUUCGUAAAUAAAUCAGAUUUAUUUACUUUUGCAAAAAGUGGACUUCCAGUGUGCAAUAGUGUACCGUGAAGGACCAAAAGUGGAUGGCGGAAAAUUUCUUAAUGCAAUAGUGCACCUUAUAUGCUCAAAAGUGGAGACAUUCUCAUUUUGUAUUUUAAGACUGUUUUUAUUGGAACCAGACCAUGUGUGAGUGUGUGUUCACCAAAAGAUGUGGUGAUUCCAAAAAUAUGAUUAGAUAACUUAUUAUUCCUAAAUUAAUGGUGUGUAUGGUAUGUAAUUAUGUAUGGUAUGUAUUUUUAUCCUACUUUUUCUCUCUUGAUUGUAAUUAUAUUAUUACUCAUAUAGACUCGUGUUUAGGUUUGCUAGCCAUUCAUUAAGAAUCUUUUAAUGUUUUAUGUUAAUUUUUUAGUCACAGGUAAAUUUCCCUUUAGAAACUCAUAUAGCUUGAUAGUUUUGCCUGUUCUUAUCCUUUCAUGAUGUUUCUCUAGCACUUCUAAAACGUCAGGGGGUUAAUGUGAAUGGUCUUGUAAAAGAUACUCCAAAAAAAGAAGACGAACCUCAACCACAUAUAGAUUGCACAGGGGAUUUACAGGUUUGGCGUGCAAGUGGUGAACAAAAGAUUCUUCUUCCAACAUCUGAUCAAUCAAAGUUCUAUAGUGGGGACUCUUACAUAUUUAAUUAUUCGUAUCCUGGUGAAGACAAGGAGGAAUGCAUUAUUGGCACAUGGUUUGGGAAGCAAAGUGUUAAGUAUAUAGGAAGAUCAGAUCUCAGCAACUUCACAUGCAAGCAAAAUGGUUGAGUCCAUGAAGUUCUUGGUGACUCAGGCUCGCAUAUAUGAAGGCUUUGAACCGAUCCAGUUCCUUUCUAUAUUACAGACCCUUAUUGUUUUCAAGGGCGGUCUUAGCGAAGGCUACAAGAAGUUUCUUUCUGAAAAAGAAAUCUCGGAUGAUACAUACAGUGAAGAUGGUGUUGCAUUGUUUCGAAUACAGGGUACUGGGCCAGACAAUAUGCAAGCCAUCCAAGUUGAUCCAGUGGCAUCUUCAUUGAACUCCUCUUACUGUUACAUACUACAUAGUGGUUCUACCGUCUUCACAUGGUAUGGAAAUCUUACAACCUCCGAUGAACAGGAUCUUGCUGAGAGGCAACUUGAUAUUAUAAAGCCUGAUAUCCAGUCUAGGCUGCAGAAGGAAGGUGCGGAAUCUCAACAAUUUUGGGAUAUUUUGGGGGGUAAAUCUGAAUACCCUAACCAGAAGGUUGAAAAAAAUAAUGAAAGUGACCCUCAUCUCUUCUCGUGCACAUUCUCAAAUGGU
Messenger RNA from Cuscuta epithymum, 1649 nucleotides. Lineage: Eukaryota; Viridiplantae; Streptophyta; Magnoliopsida; Solanales; Convolvulaceae. The record is from the annotation of a GenBank genome assembly.